Molecule: messenger RNA, 1999 nt
Organism: Apis laboriosa (Himalayan honeybee)
Lineage: Eukaryota; Metazoa; Arthropoda; Insecta; Hymenoptera; Apidae
Exons: 5
Coding region: 36-1481 (481 amino acids)
Source: RefSeq, a predicted model, not a curated record
AGAAUAUUCGACUCGAUUUAUACGACUUCUUAGCCAUGUCUCAGGUUUGUCCGUCUUCGUCUCAUCAGUUGGUCGCAGCCGCGAUGGCUUUUCGUCGAGCUCGGCGUAAAUUUCCGAAAAAUUUUGGCCUGUAUUGCAACUCGGAAGAAGCAACGAAGUUCGAUAAGACUGAAAGUCUUAGCGGAAAUGAGGAUUCAAAUGAUCAAGAGAAUUUACUGUUAACGAGGAAUUCUUCAAAAUCAAGGCCGAAUCAAGUAAAAACGUAUUGGAACGAUGAAUGCGGGGAAAAUGGCUCGACCAAGGAAAAUUUAUUCCAAAAGCCAAUAAUAUGCAGUUGUUGUCGUAAACGUAACGAGCAGUGCAAUGUUGGAGACACGCUCGACAUCGUUCCAAGUAAAGAGCAUAACGAAAUCACGCAGAAAAACGAAUUCUCUAAAUUGGAACAAGUGGAAAGUUGCGACUCGAAGCCAAUGAAAAAUCCCGUGACAGAAUCUCGAAAUUCUAAUCAUUUUCAUGGUGCAUUUUCCUAUUUGCAAAAACGAAACUCGAAAGAAAUCCCAUCCAAAUUGGAUUCUGUUAAUCUUCUUUACGAUCGAGAUCAAAACGAAACGAACAACGUUAAGGCUAAUGGUCCGUUCAAAGAAGAGAAACGAAAUUGCAGCCGGGACGAGCACGAUUGUAACGGCGAGGGGAAGGGUUGCAAAGGGUUCCAUCGAAAUUUGCGAUGCACGUUCACACCACAGAAGAACAACCAUCCAUCGUCAUCCAGUAUUUCGCACGCUUGCAAUUGCGAGAAACACUCGACUCUAAAUCUUCUACAGCCUCAUCGGGAUUGCUGUCGCCAGAAUCGUCAUUGUUGCCAUUCUCACGACCACUGUCAUCAUCGUUGCGACGAGCACAACAGACAUUCCUCGAAAGAAAAACGUCUCGCGUCGGACACCUGCCUCUGUUCCUCAAACAACUCGAAUAACUUAAAAAGUUGCAAUCGAAAUGACCACGCUAUUAUUCGGGAAUCGACUUGCAAUAACUGUCAUGGAAAAGAUUCGGAGAAGGUGUUGAUGAUGCAGGAGCAGAACGACGAGGAACUGGACGAUUCCGUGGCAACGAUCAAUCACAAGGAUUCCUUGUGCAUUUUGGUGGAGAAGUACAAGACUAAUAAAAAGUGCAGGCACAAGGCGUAUUUCAAUGGGGGGGUUGAAUUCACGGACGAGCGGAAAGAUGAAUGCGAUAAAUCAUUCAGCUUGGAAACGUGUCAACUCGAUGAAAACGGGAAACAAGGAGGGAAUAAAUAUUCGGGCAACGAUAAUUCUCGUUUUCGGGACAAUCGUGCUCCUAUUAGGAAACCACCGUGCAGAUACGGUGAUUGCGGGCAGAUGUUCAAGGAAGGGGACACGAAUCAAUUUAAAAACUUGAAGUCUCGUUUGAUAAAAACUGGUAAUUAUUGUUCAGCGAAAGGUACACCUUGGAGACAUACAUUUUAAAUUCGAGAAAAUAUCUACAUUACUAAGUUUUUGUAUUUAUAUUGUUUUAGUUCACAUGUUUAUUAUAUAUUCUUUUUUUUCAUACGCAAUUACCUAGUUAUAGAUGAAUUUAUAGCAUUUUUUUUAUUGACUAUUGAUUUUUGAGAAAAAGAAAAGAGAGGAAAAAGAAAAAAGACGAAGAAAUUCGAGUGGAAGAGGCACAAAAAUUAUAUAAUUAUAUUAUUCACGUCUUUAUACAUAGACGCUUUGUAUAUGUAAAAAAAAAAUUUUUCUUAAAAACUGCUAUAAAUGUUUUCAGCAAAACGAAUUUCCGUUUUAAUUCUUAUUCUAUUAUUUUUUUUUUUUUUUUUUUUAAAGAAAAGACGGCGUGCACAGAAUAAUUCGGAUAAAAAAAAAAAAAGAAGAAGUUUAAUUUCGAGGUUCGCGCGGCGAAAGCUUAUUUUUUAAAGUAUAUUGCGCUAAUAAACUUGAUAAACUUAUUUUGGAAGUAUAUUGCUUUAAUAAAGUUAAUAAACGAG